Molecule: messenger RNA, 2325 nt
Organism: Cyprinus carpio (common carp)
Lineage: Eukaryota; Metazoa; Chordata; Actinopteri; Cypriniformes; Cyprinidae
Product: E3 ubiquitin-protein ligase TRIM35-like
Exons: 6
Coding region: 225-1577 (450 amino acids)
Molecular function (GO): zinc ion binding; protein binding
Source: RefSeq, a predicted model, not a curated record
CUCAUUACAUUCUUCAGUCAAACUGGCUUCCGUGUCUUAACAGAAGCUAUAAAGAAUCAAGGAUCGGUGGAGGAUGAAGAAAAAUGUUUUAAAUAAGGAAUUUUGAAACAUUUGUUUCUGAACAGAUAGCAGAUCUUUGUGAUACUAAUGCUGAUUCAUUUUUGAAACCAUCAUUCAAAAAAAGGGAAAGUAAAGUUCAGAGCACUGGAGCUCAAACAGUGAGAAUGGCUUCAUCAGCUGAAGAUGAUUAUAUUUGUCCUGUGUGCUGUGAAAUCUUCAAGACUCCUGUUAUUUUAUCAUGUAGUCACAGUUUCUGUAAAGAGUGUCUUCAACAGUUCUGGAGAACCAAGGAAACUCAGGAGUGUCCCAUCUGCAGGAGAAGAUCCUCAAGAGAAGAACCACCAUAUAAUCUUGCAUUAAAAAACUUAUGUGAGUCGUUCCUGAAGGAGAGAAAUGAGAGGUGUUCAUCAGGAUCUGAGGAGAUCUGCCGUUUACACAGCGAGAAACUCAAACUCUUCUGUCUGGAGGACAAACAGCCGGUGUGUUUAGUGUGCAUCAGAAAAAAACAACAUGAUAAUCAUAAAUUCAGACCCAUCAGUGAAGCGGUUUCAUCAUAUAAGGAGGAGCUUAAUACAGCACUGAAAUCAUUACAAGAGAAACUGAAACACAAUGAAGCAAUGAAAGGAGAGUUUGAGAAAACAGUUCAACACAUUAAGUCUCAAGCUGAGCACACAGAGCAUCAGAUUAAACAGCAGUUUGAGAAGCUUCAUCAGUUUCUCAGAGAUGAAGAAGAAGCUACAAUCACUGCACUGAGAGAGGAAGAGGAGCAGAAGAAGCAGAAGCUGGAGGAGAUGAACAGACACAUCUCAGAUCUUUCACACUCAAUCAAAAACAUGGAGGAGAUGAUGAAAGCCAGUGACGUCUGCUUUCUGAAGGAGUUUCCAGUCUCGAUGGAAAGAGUCCAGAUCUCAUCACAGCCGGAUCCACAGACUCCUUCUGGAGCUUUGAUUCAUGUGCCAUGUUACUUGGGCAACCUGCCCUUCAGAGUCUGGAAGAAGAUGCAGGACAUCGUCCAAAACACUCCUGUGAUUCUGGAUCCAAACACGGCUCAUCCACUUCCCGACCAUCCUAACAACCUGACAAACACAAAACACAGCGGGAACAAACAACCUCUUCCUGAUAAUCCAGAGAGAUUUAACUUCUAUCCCUGUGUUCUGGGUUCAGAGGGGUUUAACUCAGGAACACACUGCUGGGAUGUGGAGGUUAAACAGAGUUCACGCUGGUGUCUUGGAGUAACUACAGCAUCAAACCAGGGGAAGGGAUGUGAUUUCUUCAACACUGAUGUCUGGAGUGUGGAGUUUCAUCUGUCAGGACGGUAUAUAGGUUCUGGUUUCCGGGUUAAACGGAAGCUUGAUCAUGUGAGAGUGAAUCUGGACUAUGACAGAGGAACUGUGUCAUUCUCUGAUCCUGUAACUAACACACAUCUACACACAUUCAGAUCCUCCUUCACUCACACACUCUUCCCAUUCUUCUAUUGUUUUGACUCUCUGAGGAUCUUACCGUUCAAUAGUCAGUAAACAUACAUAUCUCAUUAGUAAGAGUGCUGUUUAUCUAAAAAAUCAGUGUGUUGGCCGUGACUGAUAUCCAGCAGAACAACAGUCACACUUUCAUAUUGAUUUAAUACAACCAGAGCCGGAUUAUGAUGUGGUGGUGCCCUGGGCAUGGAUGAAUUUAAAGACCACUAAAUUGAAAUUAGAGGGCUUCUUUGGGAUUGGGUUUCUCACAGGAGUGGGAGGUUUAACCUUUAAUGUGGGCGGAAGUGGAUGGUCAAAAAAAUAUAACACUGAUCCCCUGCCAUCCCACGAUUUAUCACAUAACAAGAAUGAUGGAGUUACAUAAACACUAGGCUUGCUGCUGUAGUCAUUGUUACUGUGUUUGGUCGUACACCGAUGACAUGAUGACAUGUUUCAGAUGCCAGCUAAUGGGACAUUCUGCCAAUCUCUGUAAAAGGAAAAUGCAGGGGAGAACAUGAGUAUGGCAAGUGUGAGGAGAGAGCACAGAUCAAAUGCUGUAAUUGUGGGGGAGGACAUAGUGCAACAUAUGCAGGAUGUCCUGUACAACAAGAAGCUCGAGAAGUACAAAAAAAAAAAAAAACAGUACUAAUUUUACUAUAUAAAAGCUACCUGUAAGGUAAAAGGUAUAGUUGAAACAAAGAGAACCAAUGUGCAAGGAAUCAGUGUGGAAUUCUGUACACCGACAGGCGGAAAUCCUUCAAGGAAUGAUUCAGUUCUUCAUUUUAUGAUAAAUAAAACUGACUUUGUAGCA